AUGGAGAAUCAGCCACCCAAAAGAGAGCCAGAUGAAGAAUCGGAGCCUGAUGAGCUUGACCUGAUGAAGAUUUUGGCUUUGCGCUGCCAGCCUGAAGCAACUUCCAAUGGCGCAACUAAGACCAAAGCUUCUGAAACUUCCUAUCAGGGAUCAACAGAUGUUGAAGAUCCAACUCCGUGUAUAAAAGACCCCCAAACCAGUGCAAACACAGACAUGAAUUCCCCUUCCAAACUCCCUCCAAAGGAUAAGGAUCAGCUCUCCAAGCCACAAACUGUGAAUCUUGAUAUGGGCACCAACGCCAUAGAGAAUACGAAUGAAGCUGCCUUGGAGUCAAACGGGGAAGAACAGCUUCAAGCCGUUCUUGCUGCCACAUACCAGGAGCCCAUGGUUGGAGCGUAUGCUGUCGCUCCUCCACCAGAUCAAUCCACCAUAGAGGAGAACCAGGACGAUGAGAGCGAAUCAGAUGAAGAAUUAGCAGUCACACCCCAUACAAGUGUAGCAGCUCGGCUCUCUGUUGCCAUACCGGUGGAUGAAAACCAUGAGCGGCAAGCCCAGUCAUUGCCAACAGCAGAGGAAUACAAUCUAGACGAGCAGGCGAGAAUGAGAACAGAACGAAAAAGGAAGACUCAUUUGAUCAAAGCAACAAUCUGUAUCAGCCUUGGAGCCCUUAUUUUCGCAGGAUUCGUUCUGUUGAUUGUUUAUCUGCUUGGUUUGGACGAGAAGGUCGAUCAACAGGAGGCCCACGACGGCAACACUGGCCAUGCUUUUACUUCACACAAUACCACGUCCAAUGAAAUUGAAGCAUAUGUUAUGGCCUUGCUACCAAACAAGACAAUUGAAGCUAUACGGUCGAAACCUGGUUCACCUCAAGCGCGGGCUGCUCAAUGGCUGCUGAACGACAUUCCGCACUGGAAUCAUACGGAUCAGCGAGUUCUGCAAAGAUUUGCGUUAGCAACAUUUUACUAUGCGACAGGUGGAGAUGACUGGUUUGAGAAUGAAGGCUGGCUCAACCACAGCUUGAAUGACUGCAAGUGGUUCUCGACGUGGAAAGACCCUUGCUAUGGAACGCCUGGAAUCAUGGAAUUCAUCCGUGAAGACCUAUUCUUGGAAGACAACAACCUUCAAGGCUCGUUACCUCCAGAGAUGUUUCUCCUCACGCAUGCAUCAAUUGUUGGCCUCGCCAAGAACUCGUUGGUUGGUUCUAUCCCUUCUGAAAUUGCGGAUUUGUCAGACUUGAAGGCCUUUGUUCUCCAUGAGAACCAGUUGACAGGCACAGUGCCUCCAAUCGAACCCUUCCCGCGUAUUAUGCUGGUUCAGCUGUCAGACAACCAGUUGAACGGCACACUGCCAACCAAGCUGCAGAACUUGCCGCUCCUAUUUGAUUUCAAUGUGACCGGGAACGCGCUGACCGGAACCCUUCCGACAGAGUUUGGUCUGUUGGAAGGAAUGAAGAACCUAUGGCUCAGCAAUAACCAUUUUGAGGGGUCCAUCCCUGCUGCAAUGGCAAACCUUACUCUGAAAGAGUUUGCUGUGGACGGAAACCUAUUGACUGGGGAGAUCCCAUAUGGCAUGUGUGAGGUUGAUCUUUUGCAGUUUGACUGCUUAGAGCUCUGUGGAUGCAACUGUAGUAGCAAUAGUUGCGGUGGGGGUACCGUUCGGUAGCAAGCAUUGUGGUAGUGCAUGUCUAUCUAAGUUUCUGAUGGAGUUGCUU
This is a messenger RNA of Seminavis robusta, 1711 nucleotides long. NCBI's taxonomy places the organism in Eukaryota, Bacillariophyta, Bacillariophyceae, Naviculales, Naviculaceae. The record is from the annotation of a GenBank genome assembly.